Molecule: messenger RNA, 2005 nt
Organism: Guyanagaster necrorhizus
Lineage: Eukaryota; Fungi; Basidiomycota; Agaricomycetes; Agaricales; Physalacriaceae
Product: MFS general substrate transporter
Exons: 9
Coding region: 193-1608 (471 amino acids)
Biological process (GO): transmembrane transport
Molecular function (GO): transmembrane transporter activity
Source: RefSeq, a predicted model, not a curated record
CCCGAUAGUAUCGCGCAGGUUUGACAUCCAAGUUUGCCUAUCAUGAGUUUCAAAUGACCCCUCUUCGCACACUUGUCGGCGACCACCCGAGUCAUCAGACGGAACUUCCGGUUCAUUAUUGCCUUCAAAUUUGCCUGAAAUACUGGGGUCCGCAAGUGCCGCUUCUCCAUUCUUUCUUUCCCUCUUAUCAUCAUGAUUGCUACGAAUGUCGACGAGGAGUCUCCAUUGCUCCAUCCCCAGCACAAGCCAAAACGCACUCCUCUUCCCUGGUUCCAAUUCUGCAUUGUCUUGGUCCUCCAGCUUGCAGAGCCUCUCACAUCCCAAGUUAUCUUUCCCUUUGCCCCCCAACUCAUUCGAGACAUUGGGAUUACCCAUGGCGACGAAACGAAAGUCGGAUAUUAUGUGGGGGUCAUGCAAUCUCUUUUCUUUUUGACCCAAUCGAUGACCGUACUCCAUUGGAGUCGUAUCUCCGACCGUGUUGGACGCAAGCCCGUCAUCCUGACUGGGCUUUUUGGUCUCUGCAUUUCGAUGUCCUGCUUCGGUCUCUCUAAGACCUUCUGGGGUCUUGUUUUGAGCCGCUCUCUCAACGGUGCUUUGAACGGCAACAUUGGCGUUAUAAAAAGUAUGAUGGCGGAAAUGACUGAUGCGACAAACAUAUCCCAAGCAUACGCUUACCUUCCGAUUUCCUGGUGCACGGGUGCUACAUUGGGACCCAUCAUCGGAGGAGCUCUCUCUCGCCCGGCAGAGCAAUUCCCCAGCCUCUUCGGCCACUCUGACUUUUUGAAGGCGUAUCCCUAUUUCCUUCCCUGUGCCGUCCCAGCAUGCUUCUCUGCAGUCGCAUGGCUCAUCACAUACACCUAUCUCAAUGAAACUGUCAAACACCCGCAACCCGUCUCCAGUCUUUUCUUCAAGUCGUUGGACAAUCAGGAUACCAAUAAGACGACACCUGACUUAAGUGACGAUGAGAAACCUGUCCCCAUGCGAUCCCUCCUCAUUCCACGAGUUCUCAUCGCUGGUGCCAAUUAUGCAUGUCUGUCUUUGGUUGAGAUCGCCUUCAAAGCUAUUCAACCUGUCUUCAUGUCGAUGCCAGUGGAACUUGGAGGACUCGGGCUAUCUCCUGCAUUCAUUGGGAACAUCCUCUCCGCGUUCGGCAUCUUCAACGGUCUGUUCCAGAUCUUCUUUUUUGCCCGAAUCAAUGACUCCCUGGGCUCCAAGACUACUUUCCUUAUCGGGAUUGCGUCAUCGAUUCCAGUGUUUGUGUCAUUCCCCGUUAUUAGCACCUUGGUGAAGGCAGAUGGGUUAUGUACGCUGGUAUGGGUUGUUCUUGCCGUCCAAAUAGUAUCAUCAAUCGUCAUUAGCUUAUCGUAUGGUGCUAUCUUCAUUUAUAUUGCUGCCGCCUCGCCGAAUCGAGCGUCAUUGGGUGCAACAAAUGGGCUUUGUCAAAUGGCAGUCAGCAUUUGCAGGGCCAUCGGGCCCGCUGCUGCCAAUUCACUCUUUUCCCUUUCUUUGAAGCAGAGCUUUUUAGGAGGUUAUAUGGUUUAUUACGUCCUGCUUGCGACGGUAUGUGCGUCACUGGUGGUUGCUUCAUUCUUGCCACGUCGGUUGUAGUUUUGGGGAAAUAACGACUCGUAGACAUGAAAAAGCAGAUGAAAAUAGAAUCUGCCUUAAUAUUUUUCUCCCUUUUCUUAUCUUGAUUGAUUCUACUCACAUUCUGUGAAGCCCAGCGCCAUUCGGAAAUGGUUAGCUCUGCUGUUGGGCCUUUCUCCUAGUUCUCACGCGUAUUCGGCACUAUAACGAAACUUCUAUCGCUUGUGAUUUCAUCUCGGCGAGAUGGUGCCCUAACCUGUGACAUGGCAUCUUUUCGGUGAGGCUCCGCUUUGAGAAGAAUUCACGGUGAUAAUGCUUUUCACUCAGGGAGGCUUUCUAAUUUUCGCACAUAAUCGGGGUAGGAAGCAAAGAACCCUGGUACGAUUUGAUGAGUACAUGUACAGUAGACGUCCCGCAU